CUAUGGCUGCGUGGCGUGUCCUGCAGUCCUUAUAAAGCAGGCGAGCACACCUUCCCACCCAGUCUCAGCACGCUGAGAAGCCGGUCGGCCAUGAGGAUCUAUUACCUUCUUCUCCUGUUGCCCUUUCUGUUUUUGAUGCCUGUUCCAGGAAACGGAGGAAUUAUAAAUACCUUGCAGAGGUAUUAUUGCCGAAUAAGGAGUGGGCGGUGUGCUGUGCUUAGCUGUCUGCCAAAGGAGGAGCAGAUAGGCCGUUGUUCUUCCUCGGGGCGAAAAUGCUGCCGAAGAAAGAAAUAAAAUCUGGAAAUGCUGAUUGGGAACAUUGUUAAGUGUGAAAAUGCCUCCUGGA
Messenger RNA from Lutra lutra (Eurasian river otter), 346 nucleotides. RefSeq names its product beta-defensin 103A-like. The record is from RefSeq and is a predicted model, not a curated record. The transcript has 2 exons. Gene Ontology annotation, biological process: cell chemotaxis; defense response to bacterium. Gene Ontology annotation, molecular function: chemoattractant activity; CCR6 chemokine receptor binding. Bases 91 to 294 code for a protein of 67 amino acids. Gene Ontology annotation, cellular component: extracellular region. Lineage: Eukaryota; Metazoa; Chordata; Mammalia; Carnivora; Mustelidae.